GUGAGGAAUGGGCACUAAAUUUGGAGUGUGCCCGUUGGGGUUGUGGGGGGAGAGGAGGGGCCCCGGUUUUGGGGCCUCCCCAGAGAGUAAGGGUGGGGUGGGCCCAGAGGAGGGGGCCUCAACCCAUUUUGGUUGCUUCCUGGAAGGACUGAGGGGAGGAUGAGGAAGGAUCCCAGAUCUGGGGGUGUCCCCAGAGGGUCUCUGUGGGUAGGGGCGAAUGGAGAGGAGGACCCCCAGUUUUGGGGUGUCCCCUGCGAGGCUGUCUCAUGGUAGGUGUUGCUGGGAGCAGGCGGGAGAGCAGUUGAGGCUUCAAUGGGUAGUGUUGCUGCCCCAGGGAGCGCAGGCUCAGGGGACAGUGUGGGGCUUGGGGGUGUCUCACAGGCUUGGGGCAUUUCCUGGGGAUGGGGGUGCUGGGAGCAGUUUUCCCUCCAUGUGGGGCCCUCUCCAGAAGUGCAGUGGAGCCCCAGAGCCAGUGGCCAGAGGCCCAUGGCGCUGAUGGCCUUGCUGGCUGCCCUGCAGAUGGCUUCGGCAGCACGAGUGCGUGGAGAAGCUCAACAUGCAUGCUAUCCUGAGCGCCUCCGCGGGCCAGGAGCAGCUCCUCACCGAGCUGCUGGUCACCUACGCCAAGAUUCCUGUUCUGAUUGGAGAGCUGAUCUCUGUGGAGAUCUGGAAGCACAAGAUCUUCCCUGUGCUGUGCCAGCUGGAGGACUUCAAGCCGAGAAACACCUUCCCCAUUUAUGUGGUGCUGCAUCAUGAAGCCUCCAUCAUUAACCUCUUGGAGACGGUUUUUUUUCACAAGGAGAUCUGCGAGUCAGCAGAGGACAGCAUUCUGGAUUUGAUUGAUUAUUGCCACCGAAAACUGACUCUGCUCAUCGCUCGGAGCGCCAACAGACAGACAGUGACCCCGGUCGGACUUCGUCCCGAGGAUCUGGCCAGCCCCUCAUCCAUGCAGGAGCUGCAGAAGCAGGCGGAGACGAUGGAAUUUGAGAUUUCCCUGAAAGCCCUGUCUGUGCUGCGGUUCAUCACCGAUCAGGUGGAGAGUCUGCCCCUGAGUGCGCUGACACGGAUGCUGAACACCCACAACCUGCCCUGCCUCCUCGUCGAGCUGGUGGAGCAUUGCCCCUGGAGCUGCCGGGAAGCAGGCAAGCUCAGGAAGUUUGAGAAUGGCAUGUGGCACGUGGUACCUCCUGAAGACCAGGUGAAGAUGACCAAGCUCGAUGGGCAGGUGUGGCUCGCCCUCCUCAACCUUCUGCUCAGCCCUGAGUGCCAGCACAAAUACCACUUUGAUGGCUUCAACAAGAGCCAGCUCCUCAAGCUCCGUGCCUUCCUGACAGACGUCCUCAUGGACCAGCUGCCCAACUUGGUGGAGAUGCAGAGAUUUCUGAGCCACCUCGCGAUGACAGAGCCGGCUCCCCCCAAAAAGGAUCUCAUCCUGGAGCAGGUUCCUAUUAUCUGGGACCACAUCCUCAAGAAAAACACGGGCAAGUGGGAGGCCAUUGCCAAGCACCAGGUGAAGCACGUCUUCAGCCCCACCAAGGAGGAACUGAAGCUUCAGGCCCACAGGUAA
Molecule: messenger RNA, 1567 nt
Organism: Athene cunicularia (burrowing owl)
Lineage: Eukaryota; Metazoa; Chordata; Aves; Strigiformes; Strigidae
Gene: ZMYND10
Product: zinc finger MYND-type containing 10
Exons: 9
Coding region: 557-1567 (336 amino acids)
Biological process (GO): motile cilium assembly; inner dynein arm assembly; outer dynein arm assembly
Cellular component (GO): centriolar satellite; cytoplasm
Source: RefSeq, a predicted model, not a curated record